CCCUCUAACCCUACGAGACGGACCUCAAGUUCCAGCUCACACUUACUUCAGACGCUUCCACUCGACAACCUCGGCUCAUCUCUCAUCAUCUCAACCAUUACCGUACAUUCUUCGUCUUGACUGCUGCAAUUGAAGGGUACCGGUACCACCAACAACAGCUGUACCAAUAGUUUCCAAUCCACAAGAAGUGAAACAGAAGAAGCAAUGAGUGAAGGAGAAAGCAGUGGUGAUGAGCUGUCUGGCUUGUCAGGAUUUUUCUUUUAUGUGUUUAUUGUCCAUCCCUGUACAGCAUGGAUUCUGAGGCCAGGACGAUUUGAACGCAAGAAGAGCAUUAUGUAUGCCAUUGCCUUUCUGGCAGCUAUUGCAGCAAUCAAAACAGGCCUAGAAAUGCAACAAAAAGGACCCAACUAUUACAACCUGUUGGGUGUGACACGAGAAUCCAAUCCUCUGGAAAUAAAGAGGGCCUACAAACGCCUCAGUCUUCAACUCCACCCGGAUAAGAAUCCCAGCCCAGAUGCCACUGAUAAGUUUGAUGCUGUCAAGCAGGCCUAUGAUGCCCUCAUGGAUAUGGAAUUCCGUGAAGUAUACAACAAAUUUGGAAAAGAGGGAAUCAAGGCCAACAAACGCUAUGAUGAAACCCAAUUCCUUCUUGAAUUGGCCAUUUUCUACAUUUCCUGGGGUAUGAUGGUUUUCAUGUUGACGCUGGGAAAGCGCAGUGGCGAAGCUCGAAAUUGGUGUUUUACUGGAAUGGUUGUCAUGUUGGUUGUUGAAGUCACCAUGAUGACAUCUUCCACCAAUCCAAUCCCUACUUGGUUAUUCCCAGCACUCACCGAACAUGAAG
Seminavis robusta is the source of this 841-nucleotide messenger RNA. The record is from the annotation of a GenBank genome assembly. NCBI's taxonomy places the organism in Eukaryota, Bacillariophyta, Bacillariophyceae, Naviculales, Naviculaceae.